AUGGCAGCUACUCUCCAUCCUUCGAGAAACGAUGCAGGCGCGAGUUCUCUAUAUCCACGCGUAAUUAUGAACGAAUAUGACUAUGGAGACAAUCGAUAUCCAACCAUUUCUUCCCAAACUAAACCUUCCCAACCAACUGUUUCUGUUCCACUGUCCACGGAACGCCCUUGGGACGUGCCGUCCAAUGUCAACGCCGGAGAACAGCAACGUGAAAAUAUUGAGUAUGCUGCAGCAAAUUCACUGUCAGGGGGUGCAUCCGUGACGGAGCAACGAAGGCAGGCUGAAUCACAGUCAUACGUACAGCGGCCUUCGUCACGACAGGAAGGAUUCCCUCCCGAGACUACUAUUCUCCCCACAGAACCGUUCCAAGACCCUCCACGUUCUUCAUUGUCCUAUGCACUUCCUUCUGGAGCGGCUCGCCGAGUCAUCGAGCGCUACAGCCUCGAUGACAACGAUAGACGUCCUCAAUCCAAGGGAACCAGCGAAACACGGCCAUCCGCUCCUGACGCCACGUCGGAUACAGUUCUUGGUCGUAAUCAGCCAAUUCUACAGGAGCAACAGAAAAACGUAUCACCACAAGGACGAAUAUCCCCGAAUCCCUCGUCGACUAAUCGGAAGACUUCCUCACCUGGACAGAACCCUUCUAAUCAAUUUCCCCCGAUAAUGCCACUAUCAGCAUCUCCAACAUAUGUGCCGCCACUGGCCCCUAAUCAUCGGGCAUCUGCCCAGCAGCCAAUCUACGUCAAUCAACCCAAUGCGCCCGAUCCAAUGCAAACUGUCUAUACCCCAAUUAUUCCACCCCAAGAUGAAAUUUGUGUGGAAUGUGCUAUGCGCGACCAAGACAUGGCUGAUGUAGAUGUUACCUCUCCAGGUGUAUGGGAAAGGGCCAGUGACGUUGUGUUCGAGGAACUCAAAGCUAGGGAAUUGGAGGACGAGGCCAAUGGGGUUAUAGUUGAGGAUUCCACCAGACCUAGAAUUAAGGGAGGUCGUCUAACCGAACAGAAUGUCAAAUUAUGGCUUAGUAUUAACCCUCGUGAACCUGCAUCGCGGCAACAAACGCUUAAUACGUAUGUCAAAUCUCAAAGGAAGCUUCUAGAGGCAGAGGCGGUUGCUCAUGCUCGCGCUAUGCAAGAAGCCAAACAAUUGGACAAUCGCAUGCGAGACGCAUAUUCACAACUUCGCCGUUCGGCGUACGAUAUGGGCAGCAGCCCUUCUCAUGCUGAUGAUGCCGGUGGAGUACGAAUCAAACCUCCAGUUUUAACCAAUGCUGCUAGCCAACCUCAAAGCCAUGGACGUUCCCAUUCGCGCGAAAUCACUUUGCUGGAAAAUGGAAUGAUUGUGGAACACGUCGAUGUCCGAAAGGAAGAAAAAGAAGCCCGAGAUCGCAAGAAACGGGAAGAAAAACGAGCGCGAAAGUCUUCUAGAGGAUCUAUGAUGGAUGUGACGUCUGUAAUUUCUGGUCAAAGCAAUGGGCCCCUGGCCGGUGAGAGCAGCCUAAAGCCUUACUCGAGGUAUUCCAACUCGAGUUCGACGCGUCCAACAAGCGUUCUUACCACCCCUCAUGAUCGACCGGAUUUGCCCCGGGCAUAUUCGACCGCAUCCUUCUCUGAUGUCCAUAGUUUGGGAUCUGCCUCUCCUCGUAGGACAAGAUUCUUUGGUAUGAAAAAUCUUAGCGCAGGAUGGAAAAGUCAGGAUAGUCUUGCUCCAUCUGGGAUAUCAGGAAGCAUGGUAGAUAUGCACGUCGCCCUGCAUCGUGAGGCCCAGAGACCCGGUUCUCGUACCCUAAUUUCUCCACCAAUUGAUCUCAACACCCCUAGGCGCAGUAAGAUUUGGAUGCCAACGGAUUAUGAUGAUGCCAAUGGAUCUCAAAUACUUCAAGACGACAGAGUUAAGAAAAAGAAAGGUGGGCUCGCCAAGAUUUGGCGCAUUGUUACCGGAAAGAACGAUGGUUUUCAGCAAGCGACCCCGGGCACCAAGAAUGAAGGUCAAGAGGACGAUUUGCCUCUUGCGCCUCCGCCUCCUUUAUCAUAUCUCGUGGAUAGAGGACCCCCAGACCUCCACACAGGAGGAGGUAUGCGACAUUCCUCAACACCUUCUCUGCCUUCUGUUGUUUCACCCAAAUUUGGUUCACCGCCUCCUGGUAUGUCCCCGCCUACUGCUCCGUCAAGCUUGUUGCCCUCCCCAGUCUCAUUGCGUACAUUCGGGGCUGAUAUAGAAGUUGUUGAUGGUCGCAUCGGCAACGAUCCUGAAUAUACCGAACAAAAGUUCAGUACAGAUGAUGCCCCUAAUAAGACGGCCAAUGUGGCUCAGAAGUCAAUUCACUCAACGACUUCCGAUAUGGAAUUGCGUCGCACUCUCAGUGGUCCGAGCUUCCCACCUACGACUUCUACUCCUAGCAACGGUCAAAAUAGUUCUAUUAGGCCGGCUUCCGUUUUGUCGAGAGAUAAAUCAUUACCCCCUCUUCCUCCCAAUGAACAACCUGCCCGCAUACUUCCGUCUGAUCUUAGGCCACGCACUCUUUACACAUAUGAUCCUCGUACCUUGCCCCCGGGUACUAAGCCACCUCACGAUUUUUUGCCUCCUCAAGCACCAUUCAGGACUGGUGAUGGUAGACGUCAAUCCUUCGGAGGAACAUCUUCAAGGCCAAAUUUGCAAACCAUGCCUGUCAGUAGACCUGUUGACUUUGACUCUUCUCAGACAUUGGGAUCACGUUACGACGAGUUCGGUUUUUCACAACGAUCAUUGGGAAGGCUGGACCAUGUCACCGACCAGCUUAGAAAGACAUCGCCUCCCGCAUCCACCAAACGGAAGAGCAGAUUCGGCCUUUCUUCUCUUCUCGGAAAAAAGCAGGAUAAGCGCGAACCAAAUGUGGUGCCAGAAAACAUACACCAUGAAUUUCCAUCUAUGGGACACUCGUCCUAUGACAAUCCAGACGAAUUGAACAAUACAGGAUAUGCAACAUCCACGUCACGACAUAGUACAUUUAGCUCAGGCCCAACUAAUCCCAAUAUGCGCAUGUCUGUAACUUCUCGAAAAGCGCUUGAAGAUCUUGUUCAGCAGGACGCAGAAUUUGUUGCCUACCGGUAUCCAUCGAACGACCAGCGUUUGGAUCUUCUGCGAUGA
Messenger RNA from Psilocybe cubensis, 3123 nucleotides. RefSeq lists its product as uncharacterized. The coding region runs from base 1 to 3123 and encodes 1040 amino acids. NCBI's taxonomy places the organism in Eukaryota, Fungi, Basidiomycota, Agaricomycetes, Agaricales, Agrocybaceae. The transcript has 3 exons. The record is from RefSeq and is a predicted model, not a curated record.